AUGAAGUACUCUCUCGCUGCUGCCGCCCUUGCGGCCACUUCCUACGCCGCGCCCUUGGAGGCACGCCAGGCCGCCCCAACCGAUGCCCAGAUCCUCAACUACGCGCUGACUCUGGAGCACCUCGAGAAUGCUUUCUACCAGGCGGGAUUGAAGAACUUCACCUCGCAGGACUUCUGCAACGCUGGGGCUGAGGAGAACUUCUACGCCAACCUGAAGGAGAUUAGCAAAGAUGAGAUGAGCCACGUUGCUUUCCUCUCCGGCGCUCUUGGUGGUAUGUCUCAUACUUCAGUUCGUUACCUGAUGGUUUUGUCGCUAACAAACACUUUCCACAGCCGGCGCUGUCCAGCCAUCCACCUACGACUUCGGCGUCACUGAUGCGGCUUCUUUCUUGGCCGUCGCCAAUGUCCUCGAGGGUGUCGGUGUCAGCGCCUACCUCGGUGCCGCCCGCUACAUCAUGAACAAGGACUACCUCACCGCAGCGGCUUCCAUCUUGACCGUCGAGUCCCGUCACUCCGCAUACAUUCGUCUGAACCAGAACCCAGCCCAGUCCCCCUUCCCUUACGCAUACGACACUCCACUCGACUUCGACGAGGUUUACUCGCUCGCCGCCCAAUUCAUCACCUCCAUGCCAGCUGGCAACGCGGACAAGCUUCCAGCGCUCAAGGCAUUCCCAGCCCUCACCGUUACCGCUCCCGCGGGUGUGGUCAAGCCAGGUGACAAGCUCACCGUCAAGUCCGCCAAGGCUGUUGAUGCUAAGGCUGCCUACUUCAUCAACUCCCAGGGCAACGCCAAGGCCGACCUCACCGGCUCCGGCGCUGACUACACCGUCACCGUGCCCACCGGCAUGCCACCAACUGCGGGUGCUCAGCCUGGACAGGGCUACCUCGUGCUCACCAGCGACACGGCUGCUCCAACCGACGACAACAUCGUCGCCGGCCCAGCUGUUGUCCAGAUCGCCGACAACGAAUACGGCCUGCCAGCGGAGCACAAGGGCGGCUACGGCGGAUGGAACGGCGGCAGCUGGGAUGGCAAGCAAGGCCACUGGUAA
Messenger RNA from Lecanosticta acicola, 1048 nucleotides. The record is from the annotation of a GenBank genome assembly. NCBI's taxonomy places the organism in Eukaryota, Fungi, Ascomycota, Dothideomycetes, Mycosphaerellales, Mycosphaerellaceae.